UACUAAAAACUACUUGCCUGCCAUUUAGCGUGUAUUCAUUAAGCACAAAAAGUAAAUAGGGUAAAUACAAAUCAAAACCAAACGUCAAACAGCUACCCUGGACUGAAAAUUGUUUUGUGCUCAACACUUUUCAACAAUCGCUUCUAUUUCUCAAGUUAUUAAUCGAAUACGUUAACGUCGUGAAAGUUUUAUUCUCCUUGGGCAGCAGAAUGAAUCUUCUAAAUUGUUGCAGACUUUGUUUAGUAGAUUUAGUCACAACUGUUGACAACGAGGAACCUUAUUAUUGUUUAUUUGGAACAACUAUAGAUGAUCGGCCACUGCCAGAUUUGGUAGAAGAUUACUUCGGUAUCGUGAUUACGGAGGAUGAAAAAGUGAACAAGAUAUGCGAAUCAUGCUACAGCGACGUGCAUAACGUCUUCAAGCUGAAAAAUCGAAUUCUACAGGCUGAUGCCGCUAUAAAGAGUUUUUAUCGUAAGCUAGAAUUCGAACAUGAGGAAAGCUCGGCGGAAACCGAUGAUGAACAAAACAGCAUUAGAGUUGAAUACAAUUUCCCCGACACGGAAAUUAAAGUUGAACCUGAUUUGUUUCUCGAGAUGAGUAUUAAUGAUACCCCAGUAGAGGAGGUCAAAAGAAAAAUAAAAUCGAAUCCUAAAGGAGACGAACUGAAACAACCGCCACCUCAACCUCGUCGUAAGCGUAGGCGUAAAGGAAGCAAAUCCAAUGAUAAGAAGUGUUUCACCUGCUAUAUUUGCACUACGGAUUUCGAAACACUGGAACAGCGGGAUGAUCAUUUAACGACACACAUUGGACUUGUUUCACCAGUUUGUACCUUUUGCAACGAAGAGAUAUCGACAAUACGUCAUUUGAAUAUGCAUCUUCAACGGACUCAUUAUAGGACAGGGGACCGGAUCCCUUGCGAAGAGUGCAAACGAAACGGUGUUACGAGGGAGUUUUCAUCAACACUUUUUUUACAGAACCAUGUAAAAAGAUUUCAUGAAGGUAUUAAAGAAGUGCCGGAAAAAAAAUUCGUAUGCUCUUAUUGCGGAAAAAAAUUCAGCAGAGCAUCUACCUUGAGACUACACGAAAAUAUUCAUACGAAGGCUGUUUUGUUCAAAUGCAGAUAUUGUACAACAUUCGUGGGUAGUUCUAGAGGUGGGCUGAUUAGACAUGAACGCAUUCAUACUGCCGAAAAACCUUACAAAUGUGAUGAAUGCGAUGCUCGAUUUACGCAAUCAAAUGGACUAACAAUGCACAAAAAGUACCGUCACACUGACGAACGACCAUUUUCAUGUGAUCUGUGCGAUGGGAAGGCUACCUUUAAAUGUAAGUACACGCUUCGAAAACAUCUUCAGAGCCAUGAAACUUCUGGGGAAUCUAGAGACGGUAGGAGGAAAGAUGCCGUGAUAGCACCAGCCUCUGAACCAGAGUUAAAGUGUAACUUCUGUCCUGCUGUUUAUAGCUUGGAAGUACGCCUGUGCAGACAUAUUUUAGCUAAACAUCCAUCCGAAAAUGUUCCAAUGAUUCAGUGCGAACAGUGCGCUGAAGCUGGUAGAAAGACUUUUUUCAUAACAGAAAGAGUUAAAAACAUCCACAUCGGGAACCAUUUGAAAAACCCACUCAAAGAAGAAAUCCGCAAGGAGCGUCGGUGUAGAGACUGUCCAGCAGUUUUUGAAACCAUCGGGGAGCUCAAAAGACAUCGUGAAACUCACGUCAUUCACGCUUGCAAAGAGUGUGGCAAAACGUACAAAAGACAAAAGAGUUUGCGCUUGCACUAUCGUUCGGUACAUUUUGCGUCCCGUCCGUAUAAAUGUGACAAGUGUGAUGCAGCGUACGGUCAAUUCACGCAACUGACAGCACACAUGAAGAAGCAUCAGUAGGUAAAAGAGUUUGGAAAUUGUUUUGGUAGCUUGCGGCUAUUUGUUGUACUGCUUAAAAAUAAAUAAUACUUAAAAAUCUACCAAAGUUUGAAAUUGUAGUGAAACAAGUUCAGAAUUAAACAUAAAACUAAUUGAGUUAUAAAUCCUCCUCACAUAGGAGACUACCGAGGUCAGAGUAGGAAGGACUAAAACAUAGAUAUCUAACUCUCAUAGUCUCCCUUGGCUCUCAUAUGCCACUCGGGAGCACGUGUCCUUGGUCUGUUGAAGCUGAUACACAUUUGCGGCUCCAUCUCGUUGUCAUUAAUUUUUUCAUUCAACUAGUUCCAGCUCCAACAAGUUUGUUAGUUAAUUUUUAACCUUGCAGAAAAAAAAUCAUUUUUAAUCAUAAAAAAAAAUAUAUGGAACUCUCAAACAAAAAGUAAGUGUGCUACAGGAUUUUCUUGCCGAAGCGCAUAAAAUGUGUAGUUUAAAUGUAACACCGUUUUCUCAUUAUUAUAUAUCAGUUACAAGGUGUGUAAUUUUCUGAGCAAAACGUGGUUUUCAGAAAAUUCUUUUUUGUCCUUCGAUUUUUAAAUGAAGAAUAAAAAUUGCUCGAAAUCUGUUGAAUGCAUUGAAUGACAGUUGGUACAUAGACGAACUGUCAUUCAAUGGAUUUCAAGCCGUUUUAUUUGUGAUUUAAGGACAACGAUACAUAUAUUUUUUUUUUUUAAUUACGUUUUGUUCAGAAAACGCAGCUUUUUAAGAUGAUAUAUAAAAACUUAUAUAUCGAAGCGACCAAAUUGUAUCACUCCAUUUAAAAAAGAAAUCAUAUAUGUACAUCGAAUGAAUUUAUUGUGUACACUAAAUAUUAUCGUUUUCUUUUGAAAAGGCUAAAUUUACAGCCAUUAUACCGAUUCUAGUGAAUAAAUACCUUUGAAAAUUUUCACGACCCUAUUCUGCUUACCUUCAAUUUAGCGUGUUUUCUUUUAGCACAAGGUUAAUAGAAAACCUUGCUUUCAGUGGAGAAACGUCAUACAGAUAACCCGAAAAGAAAACUGUUUUGUGCUCAAUACUUUUUGCAAUCGGUUUUAUUUCUCAAUUUAUUAAUGGAAUACGUGAACGUUGUAAAACUUUCGGUUACCCCGGCCAGCAGAAUGAAUCUACUGAAUUCUUGUAGACUGUGUUUAAUAGAUUUAGUCACAGCUGAUGACAACGAGGAGCCUUAUUAUUGUGUGUUUGGAACAACUAUAGAUGAUCGGCCGCUGCCAGAUUUGGUAGAAGAUUACUUCGGUAUUGUGAUUACGGAGGAUGAAAAAGUGAACAAAAUAUGCGAAUCUUGCUACAGCGACGUGCAUAGCGUCUUCAGGCUGAAAAAUCGAAUUCUACAGGCUGAUGCCGCUAUUAAGAGUUUUUAUCGCAAGUUAGAAUUCGAACAUGAGGAAAGUUCGGCGGAAACCGAUGAUGAACAAAACAGCACUGUCGAAGACAGUUUCCCCGAAACAGACGAAGAAGUCAAGGUUGAACCGGAUUUCUUUCUUGAGAUUAAUAGUAAUGAUACCCCAGUAGAGGAGGUCAAAAGUAAAAUAAAAUCUAAUCCUAUAACAGACCAACAAAACCAACCGUCACCUAAAUUUCGUCGUAAGCUUAGGCGUAAAGCAAGCAAACCCAAUAAUAUGAAAUGUUUCACCUGUUACAUUUGCACUACGGAUUUCGAAACACUGGAACAGCGGGAUUGUCAUAUAGCGACGCACAUUGGACUAGUUUCACCAGUUUGUACCAUUUGCAACGAAGAGUUAUCGACAAUGCGUUAUUUGAACAUGCAUCUUCAACGUACUCAUUACAGGACAGGGGACCGAAUUCCUUGCGAAGAGUGCAAACAAAACGAUGUUACGAGGGAGUUUUCAUCAACACUUAGUUUACAGAACCAUGUGAAAAAAUUCCAUGAAGGCAUUAUAGAAGUGCCGGAAAGAAAAUUCGUAUGCUCAUUUUGUGGAAAAAAAUUCAACAGAGGAACCAGCUUAAGACUACACGAAAAUACCCAUACAAGAGCUGUUUCGUUCAAAUGCAGAUAUUGCACAACAUUCGUGGGUAGUUCUAGAAGUUCCUUACUUAGACAUGAACGCAUACAUACUGCCGAAAAACCUUACAAAUGUGAUGAAUGUGAUGCUCGAUUUACGCAAUCAAAUGGACUAACAAUGCACAAAAAGUACCGUCACAGUGACGAACGACCGUUUUCAUGUGAUCUGUGCGUUGGCAAGGUUAGCUUCAAAUGUAAGUACACGCUUCGAAAACAUCUUCAAAAUCAUGAAGCUUCCCGGAAAAACAAGAACAGCGUGAGCAGAACUACCGUGAUAGCACCAACCUCUGAACCAGAGUUAAAGUGUAACUUCUGUCCUGCUGUUUAUAGCAUGGAAAUCCACCUGUGCAAACAUAUUCUAGCUAAACAUCCAUCCGAAAAUGUUCCAAUGAUUCAGUGCGAACAGUGCGCUGAAGCUGGUAGAAAGACUUAUUUCAUAACAGAAAGAGCUAAAAACAUCCACAUCGGGAGUCAUUUGAAAAACCCACUCAAAGAAGAAAUCCGCCAGGAGCGUCGGUGUAGAGACUGUCCAGCAGUUUUUGAAACCGUCGGGGAGCUCACAAGACAUCGCCAGACUCACGUCAUUCACGCGUGCAAAGAGUGUGGCAAAACAUUCAAAAGAUCAUCUAAUUUGCGCUUGCACUAUCGUUCGGUACAUUUUGCGUCCCGUCCGUAUAAAUGUGACAAGUGUGAUGCAGCGUACGGUCAAUUAGGGCAACUGACAGCACACAUGAAGAAACAUCAGUAGGCAGAAGUAUUUGGAAAUUGUUUUGAUAGUAGGCUAUUUUUUGUACUGCUUAAAAAUAAAUAAUACCUGAAAAACUACCAAUGUUUGAAACUGUAGUGAAACAUGUUCACAAUUAAACAUAAAACUAAUUCGGUUAUUAACCCUUUUCACAAAGAAGACUACCGAGGUCAGAGUAGGAAAGACUACAACAUAGAUAUAUAAUUCCUAUAGUCU
Wyeomyia smithii (pitcher-plant mosquito) is the source of this 4894-nucleotide messenger RNA. Its product is annotated as zinc finger protein ZFP2-like. The transcript is spliced from 5 exons. Gene Ontology annotation, molecular function: zinc ion binding; RNA polymerase II transcription regulatory region sequence-specific DNA binding; DNA-binding transcription factor activity, RNA polymerase II-specific. Lineage: Eukaryota; Metazoa; Arthropoda; Insecta; Diptera; Culicidae. Gene Ontology annotation, biological process: regulation of transcription by RNA polymerase II. Gene Ontology annotation, cellular component: nucleus. The record is from RefSeq and is a predicted model, not a curated record. The coding region runs from base 2963 to 4681 and encodes 572 amino acids.